Saccharomycopsis crataegensis is the source of this 2922-nucleotide messenger RNA. RefSeq lists its product as uncharacterized. The transcript has a single exon. Lineage: Eukaryota; Fungi; Ascomycota; Saccharomycetes; Ascoideales; Saccharomycopsidaceae. Gene Ontology annotation, molecular function: protein binding. The record is from RefSeq and is a predicted model, not a curated record. Bases 1 to 2922 code for a protein of 973 amino acids.
AUGUCCUUGGCGAAUGUCAUGAGGUCUCGUCGAGUCAUUCAGAGACUUCUCCAGAUAUCCAGCCAAACAACCGUUAGGACUUUCCAACCGCAUCCUUCAAGCCAAUUAUUACCAUUGCCAAUAGCAUCACAGUCCAGUAGACAAUAUAGUCUUUUCACUAGAUCGAAACCCCUGCCAAAGAUUGAAAUUUUCGAAGAUGAGGCAACAACAACAACAACAACAACAACAACAGAAGUGAAAGGGAAUGGAAGUAUAUUGGAACAUCUUAAUCAUGAGCAGCAAGAUAUUGUGAUGUUAUUGAAUCAAGCGUUGAGAAACGAAAAGAGUAUCUCCCUUGAACAUGUGAAAUCGCUAUUAUUGCAGUUCAUUGGCCUGUGCGCAGCUCUAAGUUCGAAUGAUGCUGGCAACAGAAUGAUCUUGUACGUGGUGGAGUAUCUUAAUAAACUAAAAUACCAAUUACCGAUCCAGGACGGGAAAGCGGUGACACGGGAUGACCCGGUGAAAUUGAAUGAGAUUUUCAAUGAUGGUGAAUUGUAUCGAUUAUUAGCAUGGAUUCUGGAGGCAUUGAACGACGAUAAAGGACCAUUGUUGAAAUCGGUAUACGAGGAUAAAGUAUCGAGAUUGAUAAUUCCCGAAUUGUUUAUAUGUUUGAAAGAUAGUAAACGGUUGGCGAUAGUCGAGCUAAUGAAGGUAUACGUUUAUUUCAACAAGUUUUUACUAUAUCAUAAUUUCUACGACCAGUCGCUUCAAUCGAUGAAAGAAUUCAUGGAGCAUCCUAAUUCGUCAGCAUUGAAACCCCAGCUAUUGGAGUUAUCGAUGAUUGAUCUACGGAAGUUGGCGGUGCGUGAUGUGAAGGUGGUAUUUGGAUUGUUUGAAAUGUUCCAAGAUGGAGGUAAUGAAAGUUUAGUCAGAAAAUGGAUAGAUUAUUGCGUAGAAUGCUAUUCUAUUGAAACUACCGAAAAGGCCAAUGAUUUGAGGUUCAUGGAGCAGUUGGAGGACGCUUACAUAUUACAAAAUUUCACCAAAGUAAUAAUCGGGUACAAUUUGCAGCAUACCAACGUAUACCUUUUAGAAAUCUUGAACAAGAAUAAUCUUGCCAAAGAAUCCAAGCCGGUGUUACAAGAAAUCUCCAAGUUUCUUAGGGAAUCGGUGUUCGAUAAACCAACCAAUACUUUCUCGCUAGAUGAAUCAUCCUUCAAUAGUAUAUUGUCCAGCGCCCUUGCAUUUAAAGACGAAUUUUUAAUUUGUGAGCCACUUAUAAAAUAUUAUACCGCUGCGAAAACUGAUGAGGAAAUUUCCAAGAAAUCAUGGGAUUUGAUUCUAUCAUGGGAAGUUUUUAAGUCUUCAGGGGAUGAUUUCACCUUGGAUGCGGCGUUGACCGAUCUCAUCAUAAGAAUAUCAAAAGUUGAAAUUGCUCCCGUAGAUAACGAAGUUAAAAUGAAAGAAGUCGAUGGGGAGCUUUAUCUUGACUUGUCGGCAGCAGAUAACAUGGAUGGAAAUACUACUCGUUUCAUCGAUGUCGAUACCGUGAAUUGCCUUAUUAGUACGGUGAUUCUUGGUGGCCAGUCCAUAAAUUAUGUGGAAUCAAUGAUGGAAUUUUUCCAAAACGGAAUCCCCGAAGUCACCAUCGAAUUGAAUGCCCGCUCUUAUGGGUUAUUAAUGCAAAUGGCCAUAGAAAAAGAUGACCCCACUGAUUUGAACAAAUGGUAUCAAACAAGUAUCAACAACGGGAUUGAAUGGUCACAAGAAUUAAAUGAAGCCAACGACAAUAUUUUAUAUAAAGCGGUCCAGUACACUUUUCGAAAUAGCAAUAACCAUGAGGAAUUAGGGGAAGCGUUCAAGUUUUUAAACAAAGUGAAGAAUUUCGUAGAAACUGUUGAUACCGAUACCACCAACGAGAUUCUCAAGAAAUUUUUACAAUUUGGGUACGUUGGCGACGCGUUGGAAUUGCUCAAUCGAGAGUUUAUUUCCAAUGAGGAUAAUUUCACCCAUAAAUAUUUCGGGAAGGCCAAUGAAGAAGAUAUUUUUGAUUUGGAGAAUGAUUCGUUGAAUUCUCGGAAGAUCGAUUUGAAUAAUGAUUAUUCGCACAAGAUUUUCAUCACCUUGAAUGAUUAUUUUCUCCUGAGCACCGAUUACGAGAUUUGCUGGAGCAUUUAUGGUAAUAUCCACCGGUGUUUUAUUAACGUGCCGUACGAUACGUUCAUGGCGGCCAUGAGGAAAUUUAACCAAUUGAAACGUCCGGAUGUGUCGUUAUUGAUUUUCCAACAAAUGAAGAAAAUGAAUAGAUUGUUUGGGUUGCCGCCGCCAAAUCGGGACCACUACAUCUAUCUUUUCAAUAGUUUUGGGGAAAUGUGUUACGAAAAGGGGAUCAUUGAACUCCACGCGAUGUUAAAGAUGGAUGUGGUGGUGGAUACGAAUAUUUCGUUGAAUAACUCGUUAUUGAACGCCUAUACCAAUUUGCAAGAUUUUAUUAAAACUAGAGACUUGUUUGAACGGUUCUUGGCGAUUCCUACCACCAGUAAGAACGCGAUCAAUUCCGAUACUAUCAACAUCAUGUUGAAGUCGUAUACUUACGGGGGACUUGAGCCGGUGAACGCGUUUUGGAACAAUUUGAGUCUGAUCGAUUACAUUCCUAAUGCAUCGAAUUAUCGACAAUUCAUCAUCAGUAACUGCUACCAUCGCCAGUAUGAACAUGCCAUUGAUUUGAUUGGAGAAAUGGAAUUCAAUGGGAUGCAGGUAACCGAGGAAGUGGUUAAGGAUAUGUAUAACUGGACCGAAGAUAAGCAGGAUAAAGGAAAGAUUAAACAAUGGUUGUUGAGCAGCGAACACUCAGAUUUGUGGGAUAAGUUAGAAAAUAAAGGGUUAUUGAUUCAUGAGCCUACGGAAACUGAGACCCCAGAACAAAACUUAGAUGUGAUCUAG